CAAUCAAUUAAAAUACUGCGUUCUGAUUGGUCUAAAGUAUGUGGCCUGGCGUUUUCUCAAGAUGCGCCUUGUUCUGUAGUUUCCCCAUGACCAUUGACGCGUACAUGCACCGCGUAAUAUGUAUGAUUCGCAAUGCGCGAUCGUGAUGUUGUUGUAUUUGAAUGCGAAAUAUAGGCAAACGGCUAAAUUGGCGAGGCUGCAAACAAAUCAAUCAUGGAUACCGUUUCAUCUGAUGCAUCUGCAACUGAACCAGAAACUGAAGGAAAGUUUGGAAUGUUAAAACGUAAAAGAAGGAAAAGAACUAUCAUUACCCCGGAACAAUUGAUUAAGCUUGAAGAGCUUUACAAACAGGAGCAAUGGCCGGGAAGGGAUAGGAAAGAAGAACUUGCACGGGAGAUCGAGAUGUCUUCUCACUUUGUUAAUAUUUGGUUUCAGAACAAACGUUCAAGGCUGAAAAAGCUUGCGCAAGAGGAGGAAGAAAUAAAGGCAAUGAAGAGCAGAGCAAAAGAGUCUUCCAAGUGCGAUAAGAAAAUACCUUUAGCACCCAAACGAGAAUUAAAAAAGGAUGAAGAAAACAAUGCAGCAGGAACAUCACGUCUACCACCAGUGAUCUCGGCUCCUAUCCAGAGUAUGAUGCCACCUGUUGGAGGUUUGCCAGUUUUCACCAUCACAACCAAGAAUGGUCCUGGUCCAGCUUCACCCGUUUUUACCAGUUUGCCUCAACUUGCUGUUCCUCUCAUUCCGCAAAAUACACUAUUUGCAACAGUUCCACAGUCUGCAUGUCUUCAAAAUCAUGACAAAGUUAUGACUCCUUCAGCAGUAACAUUGCCAACACUUGUCAGAGGAACAAUUUCAGGAACAGCUAGAUCCAAGUCAGUUAGACUUGCAGCAACACAAUUGACGUCUCCUGAUCCACCAAAGAGAUUCAGAUCUACCCCUGGGACAACAACAUUCUCAGUUCCCUCCUUAUUAGGAUCAUCAUACUCCUGCAAUGAUAAUGUAAGUUGAUUAGCAAGACAAUGGCUGAAACUAAUUUCAUUUAUUAAGGGCUGUUUUUGUUGACUUAAUAUAUAGGGCACACUUAUUCUGAAUAUCUGGAAAAAUGGAGGAUUUAUGGAAUAUCAAAGGGAUUGUUUGAUUUUAAUUCAAAUUUUAGAUGUGCAGAUAUAGCCACCCCCUUUAUCAGGGACAUUCAGGGCUUUCAAAUUUGUCAA
This is a messenger RNA of Lytechinus variegatus (green sea urchin), 1214 nucleotides long. RefSeq names its product retinal homeobox protein Rx1-like. The transcript has a single exon. Lineage: Eukaryota; Metazoa; Echinodermata; Echinoidea; Temnopleuroida; Toxopneustidae. Bases 214 to 1008 code for a protein of 264 amino acids. Gene Ontology annotation, molecular function: RNA polymerase II cis-regulatory region sequence-specific DNA binding; DNA-binding transcription factor activity, RNA polymerase II-specific. Gene Ontology annotation, biological process: regulation of transcription by RNA polymerase II. The record is from RefSeq and is a predicted model, not a curated record.